GUUGUAUUUGCUUUCUCUGGGCGCUGUCUUAGUAAACACAACAGAGUUCCGGUGAAUAUCAAAUUUCUGCCUCUUCGCCUGGUAACCGAUGAAUUUCGUCGAUAACUUAAACAAAUGGACGAGUAGGGUGGAUAUGGACUACGGGAACAAACUGAACCAGGCUCUCUCCUCUAGCACUAAAUUUCUGCCCACAGCAGGACUGCGCGGUGCUGGGCCGUUUCAGCACUACGGCCGGCCCCUGGGCCACGGCGUGAAAGUCAAAGAGGAAGACGAGAGUGUGGAGGAUUUCUUCCAUUUCGCUCAGCAUCUUCAGCAGCAAACAGGCGAGUGUCUCACAGCGUGCUGCGGUGGAGCAAAUCCUAAAAGUAUACCCCUCACUACCACUCUAAGUACCUCACUUACUGCCUCUCUCACUUCCCCUCUGAAUACCCCUCUCAGUAGCCCACCACCCAAACCGAGCAGCCAGCCUUCAGCCGAGCGGCCGUACCACUGUCAGGACUGUGGCAAGUAUUUCAGAAUCAGCGACAUUAAGCGCCAUCAGCGAAUCCACAGCGGAGAGAGACCAUUCCCUUGCUUCCAGUGCGGUAAGAACUUCCCCACGUCGGGCGAUCUCAAAAGGCACGAGAGGAUCCACACGGGUGAGCGGCCGUACCACUGUCUGCAGUGCGGCAAGAAUUUCUCUGACUCGGGUCACCUUAAGCAGCACGAGAGGAUGCACACGGGCGAGCGGCCUUACCAGUGCCCGCAGUGCGCCAAGCGCUUCUACAGAUCAGGCGACCUCAAGAGGCAUCUCCGCAUCCACAGCGGCGAGCGGCCUUACAAGUGCCCACAGUGUGAAAAGACCUUCUCCGAUUCUGGUCACUUGCGGGGCCACCAGCGCAUCCACACGGGAGAGCGGCCUCACCGCUGCACGCUGUGUGAGAAGAGCUUCUUCAGAUCGGGAGACCUGAAGCGUCACCACCGGACACACACAGGAGAGAGGCCGUACCAGUGCUACCAGUGCGGGAAGAGCUUCUCCGAAUCGGGUCACCUGAAAGAGCACCGGCGGAUUCACACCGGAGAAAAACCCUACCACUGCAACCAGUGCGACAAGAGCUUCUCACGCCUGGAGCGACUGAAGGGCCACCAGAGCAUCCACACGGGCGAGAGGCCCUUUCACUGCGCCCAGUGCGGCAAGAACUUCUUCAGAUCCGGUGAGCUCAAGAGGCACCAGAGGAUCCAUAAUGGAGAGAGGGCAUGAAAUUGCUUCUUAGAGCAUUAGGGCCAGGUUUUUAGGUCUCUGUUUUUUCAGGGUGUUUAUUUUAUUUUUGCUUUCCUGCUUGUGGCCAAUCUGACUGCUAAUCUCUUCAUGUGGCAGAAUAGUUUCUGCUGUGCGAAAUGAAUAAUUCCAGAGGGGCUGUGUUAGUCACCGGGGAGAGAAAGGUUCACACGUACAUUUUGGCUAUUGAGAAGGAGGUUCGGCUAACAGAUUUUAGUUCUUACUCCCAGAUAAUAACAGAGAGGACAUUUACCUGGCCCGUGACAUUCCCUCUUAAAUAAAAAUUCAAGCAUUAGGGACUCCUACUAGGAUGUUUAUUCUAUUUUUAAACAAAAAUAAAAUAUUGUAGAGCCUCCCUGCAUGUUAAAGGUUCCUUGGAUGGCUUACUUAGUGAUCCAACCCCUGACCCAUUCCAGAUCAUUUUCUUAAAUCACUACCUCCACAUAUCUUCAUUUGCAGUUAAACACAGACAGAGAACAGCCUGUUGAAAUAUUCCCUGUUACAAUCUGCUCUAAGUUUAAAGGAAUGAUUCAGCAAAAACAUAUUUGCACAUUUAUUCCCCUUACCCCAAAUGUCACCUGGUGUUGGCUUCUUUAGUUUGGCACUGGACUGUAAUGUAGCUAAAGGCUGAUUUAUACUUGCUGUUAACUGCGCGUACGUGUACGCAAGAUGGCCGCUGCGCAUAUCCUGCGGUCAUUUGGCGCAUCGCUCGUGCAUGUCCUCAGAAAUUAAUGUGACGCAUUCGUGUGGUGCAAUACCAUUGUAAAUAGUGGAGGCAGUAUAGCACCAUGUGAUACUGUCUGCAACUGACUAAACAAACUAGUAGACCAUUGUAAUGUAGGCUACCGACACUAAUGCUUUUCCUAUUACAGUUAAUGUUUGAAUUUUAAAAACCUACCAAAAGGGCUGUUUUGAAUACCAGUUUUCUGGAUUUUCUAGAUUAGCAAAUACUUUUCAAUGUACGGUGAGGGUUUUUGAUUUGAGACGCAGCUCAUGACAAUAAUCACACCCAUGACAGAAAGUUUAAAGAGACAGAGUGUUUAACAUCACAGUGCAUGAAAUCACUGAACAUUACAGUUCGACUUGGAAACCAGGGAUGUUUCGGCUCUGACGUGCCAUCAGUUGGACGCCACUUUUAAUUCUCCAGAUGUAAAUCAGAUAAGCAAGCAAGACUGUGAACAAUGCCGCUCACGUAGCAGCUGCAUGUGCGCACGUACGCGUGGGGAAAGUGAAGUAUAUCUGUGCCUUAACGAGUAUUUGAAAUCUUCCCUGCUCUUUUACAAAAUAAUUUUGGUUUCCUCCCCCCCACACAAAAACAUACCAGCAACCCUAAAUUGCCCCCAGGUGUAAAUGUGUGUGUGCAUGGUGCCCUACGAUGGACUAGUGUCUCAUCCAAGGUGUAUUCCUGCCUCAUGUCCAGGAUAGGCUCUGGAUCCACCAUGGUCCUGACCAGGAUGAAAUGGUUACUAAAGAGGAAUGACUGAUCAAUUAAUUUAUUUAAAAAUGGGAUUAUGUUUUGUACUGCUUUGAUUGGAGUAAGUACAUAUAAAAAAUUUAGGCCUAAAUAUAUGGGAAAAGAUUUUGAGUGAGACUUCUAUUGCUUAUGAACAUUAUCUCCACAAAACUAAAGAAGCAUAUCAGACAAAAAAUAUGCCUUGUCUAACGGACAACAUUUGGAGUAAUGGUGGGAAAACUCUGUGAAGUAGAUUUUUUUUGUUCUCCCUGAACUAUUCCUAGUAUCUUUUUCUUUUUUUUUUUUUUUUUCUGCCGCACCAAUGGAACUCCAUAUUUCCAACUCCGUUACAAAGUAUGUAUUGUACAGUACAAUAUUUGUAUAUUGUAGCAAGGUAUAACGUCAAGUGAAAGAUCCUGUAGAACUGUAUAUUAAAAAGAUGUGUAUGCUUACAUUCUUUGUAUUUGCAAUAUUUUUUUAAUUUUUGCUCUAUUUUUUACAAGUUUGUGCUGUAUACAUUUGUUACGGUGCAGAGACGGUCAACUCAGCAUGUGAUUUGAACACGUACAUGACCCUGACCUGACAAUGGACUAGAGCUUUUUGCAAAUUGUCUUAUCUCUCUCUCUCUUUUUUUUUUUUCUUUUUCUCUUUCUUUUCUCAUCUUUGUUGUAUCACUGUAUGUAACAGCACACAAUGAACUUGUGAUUGCUUCAUGCCACUGUUGUGGCACUGUAAAAUGCUACUGUACUCAUCAUGUAAACAACACAUGGGGAAACAUUCUUUGUUAGCCAUGACGCUCUUGAGUUGUCAGUGUAUUAGUUAUUAGAUUGGUAGAGCUAAUAAACAAACAACUCUGAGUAUAUGCUGAAGGUGUGUACACUGAGUUGCUAGUUGUGUAGGUGUACUAGUCUAGUAACAAAUUCACUGGCAACUCGGUGUAAGUUGUCACCACUAUGUUGGAAGUAGUGUGUACCAGGUUAGAGUGUAAGACGUCUGUUGUGGAAACACAGUUUAUGAUUCAGUUACUUAGGAUCUGCACUUUUAGGUAAUGUAUUAAUCAAAUCUUUUACAAAUCAUAUGAAUUAGAUUUAGUGUCUUAACUACAUUUUUGUUAAAACCAUGUUGUUUUCCAUACUGAUGUCUCUUUUUUUUUUUUUUUUUUUUUUUUUUUUUUUAAAACCAUAUGUAUCUAUUUAACCAUUGGGUGUGUUUAGUUUUAUAGGCUUUGAUUCAAUCAGAAUUAUGACCUUCAAUUUCUUAAAAAAAAAAAAAAAAUCAUGAUAAUAAAUAAACUGAAAUGCCCAGUAUUUCUAAAAAGUAAAAAGACCAAAAUAUAUGGGUACAAUGGUAGUAUUUAAUACGUCUUUCUGAUUGAAUCCAGGCUGUAGAGUAGGUGUGGGAUUUACAAACCCUGGGAUGCCUUUUCUUUUGCCUGUGCAUGAGUGUUUUCUUUAUAUGUUAAUGUAAUUAUCCCUUAUUUGCACAAAAUAAAUACAUAAUCUCUA
This is a messenger RNA of Pangasianodon hypophthalmus (striped catfish), 4216 nucleotides long. RefSeq names its product zinc finger protein 239. The coding region runs from base 89 to 1240 and encodes 383 amino acids. The transcript has 3 exons. Gene Ontology annotation, biological process: regulation of transcription by RNA polymerase II. Gene Ontology annotation, molecular function: DNA-binding transcription factor activity; RNA polymerase II cis-regulatory region sequence-specific DNA binding. The record is from RefSeq and is a predicted model, not a curated record. Lineage: Eukaryota; Metazoa; Chordata; Actinopteri; Siluriformes; Pangasiidae.